Nomia melanderi (Alkali bee) is the source of this 914-nucleotide messenger RNA. RefSeq names its product flavin reductase (NADPH). NCBI's taxonomy places the organism in Eukaryota, Metazoa, Arthropoda, Insecta, Hymenoptera, Halictidae. The record is from RefSeq and is a predicted model, not a curated record. Gene Ontology annotation, molecular function: biliverdin reductase [NAD(P)H] activity; riboflavin reductase (NADPH) activity.
UAUUACUUGCGUUAAGAAUAACCUAAGUAGCGAAUCUAGUGACUUCAAGUAUCAAUUAUUAAUUAACUGUGUUAUGUUGGAACAAUGAAUUUGCAGAAACGAAUAGGAAGUCGCUUUGUUUGUAAAUCCCCUUAAACUGCAAUUUUGAAUCGUACGAAAAGAUGACAUAGCAUAACGUUUGAAUGAUUAGGAUAUCAUUUCGAUUCUGAUAACGUCGCAGUAUUUAUCAGAUAUCAAAAUUGCAUUAAUAUGGACCGAAUAGUGAUAUUUGGAGCUACUGGAAAUACCGGGUUAUGCGCUUUAAAUCAUGCUGUACAAAAGGGUUUAAAUGUAAGGGCAUUUGUAAGGGACAAAAACAAAAUUCCAGCAAACUUGGUAGAAAAAAUACAUGUUGUCACUGGAGAUGUUACUAAUGCAGAACAAGUGUCAAAUGCAGUAUCUGAUAGAGAUGGAGUGGUUGUUGUGCUUGGCACAAGAAAUGACUUGAGUCCAACCACUGUAUUAUCGCAGGGCAUGAAAAAUAUAAUAAAUGCUAUGGUAGCACAUAAUGUAAAAACAGUAUCUGUUUGCUUGUCUGCAUUCUUGUACUAUAAACCAGAAGCAGUACCUGCUAUUUUUAAGGAUUUAAAUGCAGAUCAUCAGCGUAUGUUUGAUCUACUUAAAGGAAGCAAAUUAAAUUGGAUUGCUGUAUUACCACCACAUAUUGCUGAUGCACCAAGUUCAAAAUAUGUUGUUAAGUACGAUGAGUCGCCUGGCCGUGCUAUCUCCAAACAUGAUUUAGGUGCUUUUCUCAUUGACAGCCUUCAGCAAUCAGAACAUUAUCAGAAAGUUUGUGGUAUUGCAACCGUUUCAUAAUAGAACUUGAAGUAUGAUUAUAUACAAAUAAAAGUUGUUCUAUUUUUGUUUUUGGAUAA